ACCUCCCCCCUUUCCCCCUCCAGCCCUAAACCCCUCGGUGACCGUCCCCGCUCUACUGGUUUCGCCUGAAGCACUCUCCCAUCGUCCCCUUUCCCCACUCCUGCCCGAAAACCUCGUGUCAGGAUCGUGGUGUACGAAGACCUCCGAACCUCCCGUCUUUCUACUCGUUCAGCUCUGCUCCAACUCGAAACCAUUGAGGAAAAGAAGCGAGAAGUUGCAAAGGAAACCCUCGUAUUUUCUACCACUCUAAAACCAGUUAAUCAGCCUGCCAACAGGAUUGAAGUUCUACUCCUCAUCCAGUUCAACGCUGCUUAGUUUUUGGCUGCCAUCAUCGAGGUCACUACCAUUGUUGCAGCGUUCUUCAUUGCUAUUGGUGAGCUUUGUAAUUUUACUUGAGGUAAUUUAUGAGAGCAAAAUAUGUCGGACACAGCAGCUUUUGAUAUGCAUGAUGUUCCACAAGGUCGGCUCCCCGAGCAUAUUGAGCUUCGGAGGACCCGAGUAUUUUGCAAAGCUGAUGCCCCAAUACAUACAGAGGAUGUCGAAUAUUCUGGUGCUUAUGCGGCGAUGGGCUUUGACAAUAGUUUGCAACUAGACGAUUUUCACAGAAAUUUCAAAGUUGAAAUAAAGAAGCUUUCAAAUGAUGUUAUUGAAUUUGACAUGAUUGGGAUCGACGCUUCUUUGGCUAAUGCAUUUAGGAGGAUUUUGAUUGCCGAGGUUCCAACAAUGGCCAUUGAGAAGGUUCUCAUUGUUGACAACACAUCUGUGAUGGCUGAUGAGAUACUAUCCCAUAGGCUGGGCCUUCUACCAAUCGAGGCUGACCCAAGGCUAUUUGACUUCCUCUCUGAAAAUGAUACUCCAAGUGAGCGUAAUACUAUAGUAUUUAAAAUGAAAGUUCACUGUAAGAAGGGUGGCCCUCGUCUUACUGUGAAAUCUGAUCAGUUACAGUGGCUGCCAAAUGGCAGUGAGCUUUUAAUGGAAUCGCCUAAUCCAUCUACAAAACCACGCAGUUACACUUCUUUCUCUUGUAGUCAAGCUCAUCUACCACAAUUUUCGGGCAAACCACUCGGUUUGAAGCAUCCUGAUAUUAUCAUUACUAAGCUUGGUCCAGGACAGUCUAUUGAGCUUGAAGCCCAUGCAGUGAAAGGCACUGGAAAAGUUCAUUCCAAGUGGUCUCCUGUCGGUACAGCAUGGUAUAGGAUGCUACCGGAGGUUAAACUAUUGAAAGAAGUGAAAGGAAAUGAUGCAGAAAAACUUGUCAAGAAAUGCCCAGUUAAAGUGUUUGAUGUUGAAGAUGUUGGGCAUGACGUGAAGAAGGCGGUAGUUUCUAAGCCGCGAGAUUGUACGUUGUGCAGAGAAUGCAUUAGAAGUGGCGGUGAGGAGAACAUUGCGCUAAGGCGUGUUAGAGACCACUUCAUCUUUACUGUGGAGUCAACGGGUGCUCUACCCCCGGAAGUAUUAUUUACAGAAGCUGUCAAGAUACUGGAAGAAAAGUGUCAGCGUGUCAUUUCUGAACUUUCGUAGCAAUUUAGGCGCAGCUUUGUAAGAGUUAUGAGCUUCCUGCUUACAGUUUUGAAUGUUUGUUUUUUGCAAUAAUGUUUGUAAGCAUUCUCUGUAAAUGCAGUAGUUGAAUUAUGAGGACACCAUAGGGAUAUUCUGAUCUGAUGAGAUGAGGCGGCAUUUUUUCUUUCA
Molecule: messenger RNA, 1689 nt
Organism: Phalaenopsis equestris
Lineage: Eukaryota; Viridiplantae; Streptophyta; Magnoliopsida; Asparagales; Orchidaceae
Product: DNA-directed RNA polymerases I and III subunit rpac1
Exons: 11
Coding region: 418-1521 (367 amino acids)
Biological process (GO): DNA-templated transcription
Cellular component (GO): RNA polymerase I complex; RNA polymerase III complex
Molecular function (GO): protein dimerization activity; DNA binding
Source: RefSeq, a predicted model, not a curated record